This is a messenger RNA of Tachysurus vachellii, 3283 nucleotides long. RefSeq names its product angiopoietin 2a (gene angpt2a). NCBI's taxonomy places the organism in Eukaryota, Metazoa, Chordata, Actinopteri, Siluriformes, Bagridae. The transcript has 9 exons. Gene Ontology annotation, molecular function: receptor tyrosine kinase binding. The record is from RefSeq and is a predicted model, not a curated record. Gene Ontology annotation, biological process: Tie signaling pathway. Bases 295 to 1746 code for a protein of 483 amino acids.
UGCUGUCCAGUUCAGCAGUCAGAGGAGAGCAGUAGCUCACGCAGCACACACCGUGUGAGAGACAGCUGAAGAUUUGGGAGCUGCUGAGUGACGCUUCUACUAUUACAUGCUGAUAUUUGUCUCCACCUCCUGCCUUUCAUUAUAAAUGAAGCUCACAAGAAGCGCAGGGAGAAUUCUGAACAGGGGCAGCAGCAUUCAAGCAUUGGAGACUCUGACACGUGGGAACGUGCAAAGCAACCCACUUAUUUUUUACUAAAAAGGACGUUGGUUUAAAAAAAAAAUAAAAAAUACAAGAUGCUGAAUGCAGGGAUCUUCAUUUUAAGCUUCUGUUUCACCGCUGGGGAAGGCUAUGCAGCUGGCAAGAGGCCUUAUCAGAUUCAGAAUGGGCCAUGCAGCUACACAUUUCUUCUGCCCGAGCAAGAGACAUGCCCUCCGAGUAGCUACGGCAACCAGGUGCAGAAAGAUGAUCCGGCUGAAUACGAGGAGUCGCUACAGAGGUUGGAGCAGUUAGAGACCAUCAUGGAGAACAACACUCAGUGGCUGCUCAAGCUGGAGAAUUACAUCCAAGAGAACCUGAGGCAAGACAUGGUCCAGCUUCAGCACGACACAGUGCACAACCACACGGCAGCCAUGAUCGAGAUUGGCACCAACCUCCUGAUUCACACUGCAGAGCAGACGCGAAAGCUCACCAGUGUCGAAGCCCAGGUUAUAAACCAAACAACACGACUGGAGCGUCAGCUUCUUGAGCAUUCAAUCUCAACAAAUAAACUGGAAAAAGACAUUAUACUGCAGACAAAUGAAAUAACUAAACUCAAUGAUAAAAACAGCUUUCUGGAAAAGAGGGUGGAGGACAUGGAGGGCCAAAGACAGGCAGAGCUGAAGAGCCUGCAGGAGGAGAAGGAGCAGCUGAAGAAGCUGGUGGAGAAGCAAACAGGCAUCAUUGAGGAACUAAAGCAGCAUCUGCAGCGCACCUCUGAGGAGAACACAGCCCUGCAGCAACAGCAGCAAGAGCUGGCGGAGACGGUCAACAACCUCAUCCAAACAAUAAACAUCCCCACCCAUAAAUCAGCGAUGAUGCAGGAUACUCCCUCACAGUACAAAGACUGCGCUGCCAUCUUUAAGUCCGGGAACAAAGAAACUGGAGUCUACACGCUAACCAUCCCAGACACAAAAGAACAAAUAAAGGCAUACUGUGACAUGGAAACCGAGGCAGGUGGAUGGACAAUAGUGCAGAAGCGAUUCAGUGGCCUUGUUGACUUUGAUCAGACGUGGAAAGUAUACAAAAUGGGGUUCGGAGACACUUCAGGUGAACACUGGCUGGGUAAUGAGUACAUCUCAAAGCUGACUAACAAUCAGCAAUACGUGCUGAGGAUAGAGCUCACCGACUGGGACGGGAACACAGCUUUCUCUCAGUAUGAUGAAUUCUCCCUGAGCAGCGAAGAGCAGAAGUACAGGAUACACCUUAAAGGCUACAGUGGAACUGCGGGUAAAAUCAGCAGCCUUGCCCAGCCAGGAAGUGAUUUUAGCACAAAGGAUGCAGACAAUGACAAAUGUGUUUGCAAGUGUUCACAGCUAACCACAGGAGGCUGGUGGUUCGACGCCUGCGGCCCUUCCAAUCUCAACGGUGUAUACUAUCAGCAUGGGCAGCACACCAGUCGAUUCAAUGGUAUCAAAUGGUACUAUUGGAAAGGCUCUGGAUAUUCGCUCAAAGCAACAACAAUGAUGAUAAGACCGGUGGAUUUUUGAGGAACAAAUGGGGCAGUAGUGGGGCAACAACAUUUUCAGAACUGAUAUGGGAUUAUUUUUUGACAGGGAAAAUGCUUGACCAUUAUCUACAUGUUGAGCAAGAAAAGACUGCAAAGAAGAAAGCACUUGAAAGAAACUUACAGAUUUAAAACAAAAUAAUAAAUCAGUAAGAACAUGUGAUAAACAUGUAAAAAAUAAGUCUAAGUAAGAGGAAACAGCACAAAGUAUGGGCAAGUACUGUUAAAGAAGGCCUUACAUUGGAUGUGCACCUAUGGACUGAAUGGUUAAUAGGGUUGUCAUUAUUCCUUAUGCAAACAAGCUAAUGUGGUCAAAUGUAAUAUUUGUUUAGAGAGUAUAUAUUUCUGAAUUUCUUGAUAAUAUACAACAGUUACUUUGAUAAGGUUUGAUAUAGAAAAUACAACUAUGGUACAAAGGUAAAGUAAGAGUGAAUGAAGUAGAAGGGUCCUUACACUAACACAGUAAACGGAAAAUAUGUCCCUUUGUUUACAGCUGUUUACUGAUUUACAUUUUUUGGAAUUUUAGUACUUUUUGCAAUUGUUGAUAUAUUUCUGAAACAUUUUCCCAGACAUGAUAAAAAGAAACGACUAUAUUUUGCACAAGAUUCGCCUCAAGUUCACAAAACCUUAACAGCCGUGUGAGACGUGGGCUGGUUUUCUCAGAGAAAAAAAAAAAAAAAAAAGGCAUGCUUGGUGUUUGGCCCCAGGAUAAGUAGUGUAUGUGAUGUAUUUGUUUACUUCUAAUGAACUAUGGAAAAAGCCAUAGUUUUAUAAUUCACUUCUGUUAGCAGUUUUAAUAAAUUAUCCGAUUUUUAGUUAUCACAGUUUUCCAAAAAUAUUGAUAAUGUGUAAUAUCAGUUUCGAAAUUCUGAUACUCUUUAUACUGUUUCUUUGACCUGAUUUAUGAGAAGGCAACUCACCAUACUAGCAAUACCAAAUCUAUAGCUAAGUUGCCAAAAGGACUGCAUUUAUCACCAAUAGACUGUAACUACAUUUUCACUGCUGAGGCAAGACUUUCUAUUUAUUUAUUUUUUUUUAAAAUUAAGAUUCUUUAUUGGGGCAAAAUGUUCUAGUUUAAACUUUAAUUACAUUUCUUCGUUGUUCUUUUUUUCCCCCAGCACAGAAUUUUUUUUUUUUGAAGGCAUCAUGGACAGUCAUACCAUGAAAAUGAUCAUUAAAAAAAAAAUCUGAAGAAACCUUGUUUAACACGUUUUACUUUUUAAAGCGGAUAGAUACGUUUUUGGAUAUUUAUUUGUUUGUAUUACACAUACUUAAUAAUGUGCUUUAAAAAGGUGUAAAUUUUUUUUGUUAAAAUGUCAUUAAAAUUGAAGUAAUGGUCAACAUUUUCAUUUCACUGGGUUUAACUAUAAUUCUGUGCUGUAGUGUGCCAGGAACUGGACAGUAGACUUUGUUUUAGCUCUCAGCACAAUAUAUGUGAAUUGAAAGUAUUGAAGAAUUGAAUGGAAAAGUAUUCAGAAAUAUAUAUAAAAGAAAAAACCUAGUAAAAAACAUGAAACAUU